AUGCCGUCAUCGUUGAGUAGAGCGAACGAAAUAUUCGGCGUAGGUUUAAUUGGAGUUUAUGAUUUUGGUACGAUGUCCCCAUUUACUAUGAUUGAUACGACAGUUGUAAUUUUCACUGUUGUCACUACAGCGAUUGCGUUCGCUAGAUCGCUUAUAGUAAGAUCGCUUUAUGCAGCACUUUCUGGCUGCAUUGAAAUCAAGAUAGCUGUUACGCCCCAUUAUUUACUCUUCGUUAUAAUACCGCUGAGCGUCGAAUUUAUAGAUCUACAUAAACUAUAUGUGUUCUACGUGUAUUUGAACUUGACCGUGGCUCUUGUGCCGGGGCUGGCUAUACUGACUUUAACCAUAUCGAAAUUACUUCACAAUGAAUUCCGAUCCGUAAAGUAUAUUUACAUUAUUGGAAUAUCGUGCUUUAUGGGGUUUGCGCUAUCCUUGCCUUUGACCGUGAUGCCAAUAAAUAAACUUAAUGGGUUGAUGAUUGGCCAUAAGUUCAGUUCUUUGUACUUAGGCGGUUUCAAAGCUUUGAUUGUCAUGUGGAUGUAUGGAGUGAAGAAAUUUUCAGCAGAUAUACAAUUUUGGCUAGGCUUUAAGCCAACUGUGUACUGGAGAACUGUUUGGAUGCUUUUACCUGUAACAUUUUGCGUACUGAUUGUAAAUAAAAUUAACGAGCUAAGCAAAUUAAAUGAUUUACAACAACAAAUUUUAGCAAUUGUUUGGGUUGGAUUUUCGUUUUUAAUUGUUGCUGUAUUUCAAAUUAAAACGAUUGCAAGAUAUAUUUUACAAAGCAAUUUAUUGGGUAUAUUGCGCAGCAGUACAAAAUAUGGCCCAAUCGAUCCCGAUGACCGGAAACGAAGGAAAUGUUUUGACGAGACAAUUACGAGCCGUCAAUGCAGACAUAACUGUAUAAUGUUAUCCGAAAAAUUUGAAUGUAAUCAUUUACCGUUGAUAUUCAAGCGUCAAUCAAAAACAAGCAAUGAGUCGUCUCUCAGGCAUAUAUUCGACGCCGGCGCAACAAGAAACAGGCCCUCAAGUGUGGUUGAUAUUUCGUAUAAUAACUAUAAUUAA
Molecule: messenger RNA, 1065 nt
Organism: Pieris macdunnoughi
Lineage: Eukaryota; Metazoa; Arthropoda; Insecta; Lepidoptera; Pieridae
Source: the annotation of a GenBank genome assembly